AUAGUCUUCUCUCACGACCUCAAAUAAAGAAUAAACACACACAUAACAUCAAAAUCUAAUCUCUCCUUCAUCUUUCUUUUAUGUCUUCAACGAUUGGUAUGUCUGAAGUGAGAGAUACUCCGGUUAAACUGUUCGGCUGGACAAUCACUUCGGUUUCUCAUGAUCCACUCUCUUCUUCGUCCCCUGUUCUUCCCGAUUCUUCCUCAUCUUCUUCUUCAUCUCCAUCACUUCAACCACACAUGAUGAACGACCAAUCUGCUACUGAGGAUACAAGUCUUAAGAUAUCAUCAGAUCGUAACAACGAGUCGAAAGAAACAUCUGAGAACAGUGAAGACCAACACAGCGAGAUUACAACAACUACAUCGGAAGAGAAAACAACUGACUUGAAGAAACCAGACAAGAUUCUUCCAUGUCCGAGAUGCAACAGCGCAAACACCAAAUUCUGUUACUUCAACAACUACAACGUUAACCAGCCACGUCACUUCUGUAGAAACUGUCAGAGGUAUUGGACUGCUGGUGGAUCCAUGAGGACCGUCCCUGUUGGUUCAGGCCGUCGCAAGAAUAAGGGAUGGGUUUCUUCAGACCAUUACCUACACAUCACUUCCGAGGAUACUGACCAUUACAAUAGCUCCUCAGCGAAGAUUUUAAACUUCGAGUCUUCGGACUCUUCGGUUACUGAGAAUGCUAAGCAUCAUCAAUCAAGGGAUGCGAACACAAACCCUGAUUUUGUUUCACAAGAACAAAACAACUUCCAAGGGUUUCUUCCUCCGCAAGAAACAUCCCCUGUUUCGCAUCCUUGGCCUUAUCAAUACCCUCCUAACUCUAGUUUCUACCACAUGCCCGUCUACUGGGGCUGUGCGGUACCGGUUUGGUCUACCGUAGAGGCUUCCACAUGCCUUGGGAAAAGGAAAAGAGACGAAGCUUCACAUGAAACCGCUACAGAGAGCAAAGAUGCUUUUGUAAGAGCAAGAUUAGUUUCAGAAUCCCAAAGUAUCAAUAACGAAGCAACUACGGAGAACAAUAUGUGGUAUCCUGUAUCGAUGAAACAUGAGAAGACAAAGCAAUUUAACUUCUUCAGUGAUGGAUCUGAAAGAAAGAGCAACAACAAUAGGUUUGUGCCUCAAACGUAUCUUAACCUGCAAGCAAACCCUGCAGCCAUGGCAAGAUCAAUGAACUUCAGGGAAAGCAUGUAAACGUUAACGAGAUACUAAUAUAGAAUAUGAAUUUUGUAUAUUGAGUUGUUACCUAAUAGAACAAAAUUUGUAGAUAUCUUUGUUGUGUGGUGAAACUGCAGAUAACUUUUAAUAUCAAUCUUAUUUAUAUGCCC
This is a messenger RNA of Capsella rubella, 1327 nucleotides long. RefSeq names its product dof zinc finger protein DOF1.3. Gene Ontology annotation, molecular function: DNA binding; DNA-binding transcription factor activity. Lineage: Eukaryota; Viridiplantae; Streptophyta; Magnoliopsida; Brassicales; Brassicaceae. The transcript has 2 exons. The record is from RefSeq and is a predicted model, not a curated record. Gene Ontology annotation, biological process: regulation of DNA-templated transcription. The coding region runs from base 81 to 1193 and encodes 370 amino acids.